Molecule: messenger RNA, 323 nt
Organism: Aaosphaeria arxii CBS 175.79
Lineage: Eukaryota; Fungi; Ascomycota; Dothideomycetes; Pleosporales
Exons: 1
Coding region: 73-240 (55 amino acids)
Source: RefSeq, a predicted model, not a curated record
CGCUACUUAAUAUCCACCGGUUAACUUUGAUUUAAAUUAGUAUCGCGAUCCGAAUUAGAAUACAACGUUCAAAUGUGGAAUGAUCUUGUUAGUCCAAUUGACGGAAAUUUGUGCUUCUCUUGGGGAGGGAUAUUAUGUGUAUCUCUUUUAUUUUUCGCUUGGCCUGUUUCUAUCAGGGACCAUGAGGCAUUGGAUCUGGAGUAUGUCGGGCCUAUGUAUAGCAUGAAUACAAUAUUUUAGUUUGAAAACAGAUGCAUAAUUGGAUGAAAAUUUGCUUGACACUCAAACUUGUCACAUAAAACGCAAGCUGAGAACUCAGACCA